AUGACGCCAGGCCGUUUGACGAGCGCAUUACGUGGGGCUGUCAGAGCAGCACAGCAGCCGCGUUAUGUAAUGCAUCGGGUGUUGCUGCACGGAUCUCAAGAUCUGGAGGAAAACUGACGGAUGGCUGAUUUGGUAACAAAUAACCGCGUGCCGGCGUUUGACUGAGCUUACAACUACAAUGCUAACUGUAAACUGUAGGAGUGCAGUGUGAUAGAGCCUGAUUGGGACAUCGGUGCCCAUCCCUGAGGUGCACAGACGUCUGGAGCCUGCGGAAGCUGCACAUCUUUUUUUUUUUUUAGCCGGCCGCUGGCGCGUCUGUGUUCAACGUGUUCUCUUAUCUCAGUGGAAAUAAACUAAUGCGGGUUUGGCUGAGGGAAGAAACAACAUCGUCUUUUGUUCUUUAUUGCGUUGGUUUGAGCCAACAGCCGCUGAGCUGUGGUAUAAACAAUGGCGGGUCCCGAGCAGUCCCAGCAGCAGCAGCAGCAGCAGGUAGAGGAGAAGGCAGAGCACAUAGAUGAUGCUGAGAUGGCUCUGCAAGGCAUUAACAUGCUGCUCAACAACGGCUUCAAGGAAAGCGACGAGCUGUUCAGGAGAUACAGGGGCCAGAGCCCAUUGAUGAGCUUUGGGGCCAGUUUUGUCAGCUUUCUGAAUGCCAUGAUGACAUUUGAGGAGGAGAAGAUGCAGACUGCCUGUGAUGAUCUGAGGACCACUGAGAAACUGUGUGAGAGCGACAGCGCUGGAGUCAUAGAGACAAUCAGGAACAAGAUUAAAAAGAGUAUGGACUCUCAACGGUCCGGCGUUGUUGUCGUGGACCGCCUGCAGAGACAGAUAAUCGUCGCCGACUGCCAAGUAUACCUUGCUGUGCUCUCUUUUGUCAAACAGGAACUCUCAGCGUAUAUCAAAGGAGGCUGGAUUCUCCGUAAGGCUUGGAAAAUGUACAAUAAGUGCCACAGCGACAUCAGCCAGCUGCAGGACGCCUAUCAGCGGAGGUCCUCUGGGAACCAGGACUCCCUCUCAGCAGACAACGCCAACCACAAUACACCCGUGGAGAAUGGUGUCACAGCCGAAGCCCUGGACCGCCUCAAGGGCUCAGUCAGCUUCGGUUACGGCCUCUUCCACCUGUGCAUCUCCAUGGUGCCGCCACACCUGCUCAAGAUUAUCAACCUGCUGGGUUUCCCUGGGGACCGACUCCAGGGCCUCUCCUCCCUUAUGUAUGCAAGCGAGAGCAAGGACAUGAAGGCCCCUCUAGCUACGUUGGCCCUCUUGUGGUACCACACCGUAGUGCUGCCUUUCUUUGCUCUGGAGGGCUCGGAUACGCAUGCAGGGCUGCUGGAAGCGAAAGCUAUUCUGCAGAGAAAGUCAGUGGUUUACCCCAACUCCUCUCUUUUCAUGUUCUUUAAAGGACGAGUCCAAAGGCUAGAGUGCCAUAUCAACAGUGCUUUGGCCUGUUUCCACGAUGCAUUAGAACUUGCAUCAGACCAAAGAGAGAUCCAGCAUGUGUGUCUCUAUGAGAUUGGCUGGUGUAGCAUGAUAGAGCUGAACUUUGAGGAUGCAUACAGGGCAUUUGAAAGACUGAAGAAUGAGUCUCGCUGGUCACAGUGCUACUAUGCGUAUUUGACCGGAGUGUGUCAGGGUGCUUCAGGAGACCUGGAUGGAGCAAGUGGAGUUUUCAAAGACGUGCAGAAGCUCUUCAAGAGAAAAAACAACCAGAUUGAGCAGUUUGCUGUGAAAAGGGCUGAGAGACUGAGAAAGAUGUCGCCCUCCAGAGAGCUAUGCAUUCUUGGCGUAAUCGAAGUUGUUUAUCUGUGGAAAGCACUGCAGAACUGCUCCUCAUCUAAACUGCAGAUAAUGAAUCAGGUAUUGCAGACUAUAGAUGACACUUCGUGCAGAGGCCUGAAACACCUCCUUCUCGGUGCCAUUCAUAAAUGUCAUGGAAAUAUGAGAGACGCUGUUCAGUCAUUCCAGCUGGCUGCUAGAGAUGAGUACGGACGACAGAUCAACUCAUACGUUCAGCCGUAUGCCGUCUAUGAGCUGGGAUGUGUACUCCUUGCAAAGCCAGAGACGGUGGGAAAAGGUAGAUCACUGCUACUUCAAGCAAAGGAGGAUUUUACAGGCUACGACUUUGAGAACCGGCUUCAUGUUCGCAUCCAUUCAGCCCUGGCCUCUUUGAAGGAAGUAGUGCCUGUGUGACUCCAGACAACUAUGAGCAUCAAUGGCUGAAUUUUUAAGCCAUUCAGAGUAACUGUUUGAUGUCUUAGUGAAGGAUUUGGGGAAAUACAUGUUUGUUACCCCACCCAGUCAGACUGACAACCAAGUGUCAUCAUAAAAAUAGCUAGUGUGGCUAUUACUAGCAGGCUUAAAACUAUGCCUAAAGUUUUCAAAGUUAUACUUUUAUAGAUGUAUAUUGUUAGCCAGCAAGUUAGCCACCAAAACCUAUGUUGUUGCUGCAUGGUGCAAGAAAUAUUAAAAACUUUAGGGCAGAUUAUUUUCAUUGUAUGAUGAGGUGAAUCAUAUACAUCAAGCUAAAAUCUAAAUAAGAAAUUCUGGGAGCUUUACGAAUGUGUUUCUUUUAGUUUACAUCCAGCUACGAUAGCUGUUUUCACCUCCAAGGCAUCCAUGUCCUGUUUCUGGAUAUGAUCCACGUAGAUGAAAAUAAAUGAGUCCUUAUCCCUGGGGAAAAAUAACAAACAAACUCAUUUCCUCCAAUCUUUAACUGUUCCUUUAAGUGUUUUUCUCAUGCAUAUGUGUAAGCUAGCUUGUAACAGUGUACCUCAUUAACUUGUGUAUUUGGAUGACUUUAAUGAAGCCUCUCCCUUCAGUGAGCAGUUUACUCAGCACACAACCUCUUAAUGAGAGUGGAAUUCCCUCAAUAAUAGUUUUAAAACGGAUAAGAUACAGUUAAUAUUGCUUUUACAUUUGUGCCAUCUCACUCCAACUAUAAAAAAGAAAAUGCUAAAUUAAAUUCAGUUGGGUUUUUUUUUACCACAUAACAUAUUGUGAACAGGAGUGAGUAAAAUGUAAUAUUUGAUAUAUUUAAUACAUUCUUAUACAGACAGAUGACAGAUUAAUGGAAAGAGAGCAGUGGUGUUUCUAUCGUGUCACCUUUCGGAAUUUUUUUUUAAAAUCAGCAGUUUUGAAUAAAAAAGCAACAAAGCUGAAUUUUAGUAACCGACGGUUCAGCACUAUGACAUCAGCAACGGCCUCUCUGCGGCUAUGUUCCUCGCAAGUGGGCCCUGAGGGGAUCCAAGAGUUCUGUUAUGCUGUGGAAAGUUAUUUUGAUGUCUUGGUUUUGAUUCACUUGUUCUCUUAGAGAUAUGAAUCACUGCAACUACUUCAAAAAACUGCUCAAAUAAACCCUAGAUUUUUGCAUUUCAGUACGGCUUUAUCCUAUAAUGGAACAGUUUAAUCCUUAAAGGCGAUUCCAGGGUGACAGUGCCUCCAUCUAUAAGACAUGAGGGUCACAGAGUUGAUCGAUAAGUACAAAUAUCAUGCGAAUCCCAUCGUAUGGCCUCAUUAAUUACUAAUAUUGGCUUUUCCUUUAAUUUGUCACCUGUCUGUAAAUUAUUAAAUAGCUUGCUAAUGUUUCAACUGUCACUUCAGUGUUAAAAUCGUGCUUUUGGUGACUAAAUUUUAGUAAUCUGCCUGUGGACUUUGAACAAAACGGACACUGAAACAAGUCAUACCGUGUCACACAGUUUCAUUACUAUUCACAGUGGAAAUAAACUAGCAAACUAACUUGGGAAUAGUUAAAUAACGUCACUGGUCACCUAAUCUUACAGCGGCUCAAGUAGCUGGAACUUUAACAAAUGAGACGACCACACUUCACAAUGCCCUCAUGGUGUUGCUAUGUGAAGACACUGGGCGUGGCUCCUGUGCACUAUGCAUGGCAUGGCAGGGUAACAGUGGCUUUAAGACUGUACUGAAGUCAAAUGUACCUGUGUGUCCAGUCCUGCAUAUAUAUAUAUAUGACGGUAUUAUAAUACAGUACCUUCAGUGCUGUCAUGUUACCUCUUGAAAGGUGCUGCUAAAUGUCAGCGUAAUAAACAUAUAUUACUAGUGACUUCUUUUGUUAGUGUUUUAGUGAUUGAAGCUUUUGAAUUAGUUCUUAAUAGUGGCAAGUUUAUAUAUUACAUAAGAGGAGGUGCACUUUUUACAAGCAGUAUUUAUGCUGUUUUUAGUUUGACUGCUGUGAUGGCUGGCGUUAGCAGCUGAAUUGACUCAGUAUGAUCUUGUAUUGGACAAAGAACAUUGGUGAGAGUGGUUUUGACAACCUUUUUAACCAGUUUAACACUGUACAUAUGAAAACUUCUGUGCAGAGAACUGCCUUUUAUGAACAAGCACUCCGAGGCUUUUGUUAUCCGAGCAAUACAAGCAAAUGAAGGGUAUCAUAUAGUCAUUUAAAAAGGCUUUCCACACUGACUCUGUGUUUUUCAUCACAUCACAUUGUAAAAUUAAAGGUUUAUUUUGCUGACAUACCUGGUAAGACAGUGCUAGUCAUCCCUUGUGGCUGUGAUGGAUAUAACAUGUGGUAAAUGUUGAGCAGUUGAAUGCACCCAGUACUUCUGUCACCGAAAGAUUUUCUUUUGUCACGAGAUUAUGUUGGAAUUAAAGUUACAAGUCAGGAUGAUGGUGUUCAAAUGUGUCACUGAACAAUAAACUGUUCUCCAUUAAUCCAGGUAAAC
Messenger RNA from Pundamilia nyererei, 4682 nucleotides. Its product is annotated as tetratricopeptide repeat protein 39C-like. The record is from RefSeq and is a predicted model, not a curated record. NCBI's taxonomy places the organism in Eukaryota, Metazoa, Chordata, Actinopteri, Cichliformes, Cichlidae. Bases 448 to 2190 code for a protein of 580 amino acids. The transcript is spliced from 14 exons. Gene Ontology annotation, molecular function: protein binding. Gene Ontology annotation, biological process: otolith morphogenesis; cilium assembly.